This is a messenger RNA of Salpingoeca rosetta, 2069 nucleotides long. RefSeq lists its product as uncharacterized. The record is from RefSeq and is a predicted model, not a curated record. Gene Ontology annotation, molecular function: protein binding. Bases 166 to 1797 code for a protein of 543 amino acids. Lineage: Eukaryota; Choanoflagellata; Craspedida; Salpingoecidae. The transcript has 6 exons. Gene Ontology annotation, biological process: regulation of autophagy.
CUUUGGAGGAAGACGACAAACAAAACAAACAUCACCACCACCUGCUGUGUCCUCGUCCACACCUCCAGCCUCAACCCCGAUCCAUCAAUUGAUCCCCCCUCCCUUCAUCCAUCUGGACACGCGCGGUUUGACAGUAGAGACACGUGACAGAGCCCCCAAGCAAGGAUGCAGUCGCUGCGGGAAGCGCUGUUUCGCCGAAGCGAGGAGCCAGCUUCCUCCACAUCGACAACGACAACGGACGGAUCGUCAUCGCCCGCAUCGUCGUCUUCAAGCGCACCGCACACGGGCAAGGAACAGGACGCCAAGCACAAGCCACAUGCACAGGAUGAUGGAACCCAUGCACAGUCACCCAAGAAGGCUACCCCGCGAGCCAAAGCCGUGCAGCAGGAGCAGCGCAGCAGAUCAAGCUCCCUGUCCGCGAUGUGGAGGAGGACCAUUGGCUCCAGCGAACGGACGGAGCAGGAGGUGGCCCGGACCUUGCUGUCGCUCAACCCAUUCACAGAGGUGCAACUCCUGAUUCCAGACAGCGCAUCUGUCACCAAGCUGCUCAAGCUGGAUGACCACCGCUUGCUCUCUGUGAGCGAGAACACGGCACAAGUCUGGAGCACAGACCACGCCCAGCUGCUCUCCACCCUGCAAAGCCACACACGACCCAUCACCUGCGCGGCGAUGGUCCACAAGACAGUCGUCACCGCAUCGCACGAUGAGACCAUCAGGCUAUGGGAUCCAUCCUGCGGCGAGUGCAGAAACACCAUCUCCGUGCCGGACGACGUGAUCCGGGUGCUGGCGCCCGUGAACGACACGACAUUUUGCUGUGGCGGCCAGCAGCUGUAUGUGUUCAGCUGCCACGGCAAACUCGUGGCAAAAGCGCCGCAAGAGAACCCGGACCUCGCCUUCCACACGCUGCUGGUGUUGCGCCGUAACCAGACCAUAUUGGGCGUCGUCACAGACUCGCACCAGAUCUGGGAGAUUGCGCUUGAUGGAGAAGGGACACUGGCACCAUAUGUGAGCGGGGACCACAGGGAACAUGGCUCCAUCUUAAAGCCGCGGCAACUCAAGCGCGACCACGAACGCCCCAUCACGUGUCUUGCGGAAAUCACCGAGAACCUGUUUGCAUCCGGCUGUAAGGACGGCUCCGUGUUUCUGUGGCUGGCGCGCUCGCUCACGCUGUGUAAGGUGCUGGUGAAUGCCCCCGAGGUGUUUUACGAUGAGGCAACAAAGCUGUACACACGCUCCGUCAACUUUAUUCUGCCGCUCCCAAACCAACACGCCGCCAUCGCCCUCAAGAACGGCUUUCUCGUGGUGUCCAUCCAAGAUCGAACAGUAUGUGCUGAGGUGGAGGACGCACAUCUGGGAGAAAUCCACAAGAUGGCCCUCAUUCACAACGGCCACUUCCUCCUCACAUGCAGCUCAGAUGCAGUCAAGCUUUGGUGCAUAUCGCAGUUUGCGCUCAACGCAGCGCCGCGCUCUGGUGAACAAAUGUGCAAAUUGCUCGUACAGUCGCUGUCAACAGCAGAGAACCCACCACCGGGGCAGCAGCACACCACGCACGACACAGGCGCCCUCCCUCGCCCCCUACGCAAGAACAUGGGCACCCUCGACCCCCACAGGCCGCUGUGUAUUGGCGAGAUGAAGGUGCACGCGGACCCCAUCGCAGACUGCGAAACCAUAAGCUCGUACAUGUUCGCAACCUGCAGCUCAGAACAGAUGAUUUGCUUGUGGAAGAACGGGGCGUAUUCGUGGAGAAACGCAAACUUGCUGGCAACGCGCGAGCUCAAGGACUCGUUCAGAUUUUAACGCGCUUGAAGGCUCCAUGUACAAAUGCCCUCCUUACUCCAAGCAUGUUGCUUGUGCUCUCUGCUGUCUGAGCUUGUGAUGCGCAACACACACACACUUUCCGUCCGCAUUUCUGUGUUGACGAGUGCUGGUCACUCGAAGAACCGCACAUGUACCAGUUUGCUCGUUGCGUCAAGUGAACUCGUGAAUAGUCCAGUUGUAUAUCUCCCUCAUCAACCUCGCCUGCUGCGCAGCCAUGGUCUGAGUGAUCGUUUGCGCAAGUGCCGUGAGCU